AUGUCACCUGCAUCUCGACCCAAAGCCCUUCUCUUUGACAUUGGGGGUGUUUGUGUCGCAUCUCCUCUCAAAGCGAUUCUCGACUUUGAACAGUCUCAGCGCAUACCUGUUGGCUGGAUCAAUUACGCAAUCGGGGCAAAGUCGCCAUCGGGCCCUUGGCAGACCAUUGAGCGGGGAGAGGCACCGCUAGAUGCUGCCUGGUUUGCAUGGUUCAAGAACGACCUUGAGGAUCCUUUGCUAUGGGAAGAAUUCCAUACGAAGUUGAAUCGUGGAUCAGGGUCUGUCCCACCCGUCCCGAGCAUUGACGCCCAGACUCUGUUCUGGUAUAUGAUGGGAAUUGUACGCAAUCGAGAUGAGCAAAUGUUUUCGGCGCUGCAGAGGCUGAGGGCGUCUCAAAAAUUCGUUCUGGCGGCGCUGUCCAAUAAUGUCACCUUUCCUAAAAGUCACCCGUACAACGAUCUCACACCUGCGCUGGCGGAUCUGAUGUCACAAUUCGAUGCUGUCAUCUUGUCUGCGACUGUCGGUCUGAGAAAGCCAGAGCCGAAAAUUUUCGAGAUUGCAGUACAGCAAAUAGACGCAAUUGAUAAGGAAAGGAGCGGAAAGGGUGUGAGUCCGGAAGAGAUCUUGUUUUUGGACGACAUCGGAGAGAAUUUGAAGACUGCGACGCAACUUGGAUUUAAGACGAUCAAAGUUCGGCCGGGAAAGAUCGAGAAUGCAGUGAAGGAGCUGGAGGAAGCUACGGGAGAGAGUCUUGUGGAUAAAAAACAGGCAAAGCUAUAG
This is a messenger RNA of Cladophialophora psammophila CBS 110553, 780 nucleotides long. RefSeq lists its product as uncharacterized. The transcript has a single exon. NCBI's taxonomy places the organism in Eukaryota, Fungi, Ascomycota, Eurotiomycetes, Chaetothyriales, Herpotrichiellaceae. The record is from RefSeq and is a predicted model, not a curated record. The coding region runs from base 1 to 780 and encodes 259 amino acids.